This is a messenger RNA of Halichondria panicea, 645 nucleotides long. RefSeq lists its product as uncharacterized. The transcript has a single exon. NCBI's taxonomy places the organism in Eukaryota, Metazoa, Porifera, Demospongiae, Suberitida, Halichondriidae. Gene Ontology annotation, molecular function: S-adenosylmethionine-dependent methyltransferase activity. Bases 1 to 645 code for a protein of 214 amino acids. The record is from RefSeq and is a predicted model, not a curated record.
AUGGCCGAGUUACCUUUCUCUGAGAGAGCGAAAGGUUUUGUUGCACUUGUUGCAGAAGGUGGUGGAUCAAUUGCUUACGACCAGUGGGCAAGCAGCUAUGAAGUUGAUGUCAAUUCUAUGAACUACUCUGGAUACACGAGUGUUGUUCAAAAAUGGCAGAGCUUUCAUUUAAAUGAUGUUGGAAAGAAGCACAAACUUCUUGAUACAGGAUGCGGAACUGGCCUAGCUGGUGAAUUGCUUUUAAAUUCUGUAUCAACUCCACAAGCAAUUCAGCUUUAUGGUGGUGACAUUAGCAAUGAGAUGUUGAAGGUAGCAAAAUCGAAAGGAAUUUACACCGAGCUUCAAGUCAUCAACCUGAAAGAGGAACUGCCAUACGAAGCCAAUAGUUUUGACAGUGUUAUCUGUGCUGGUGUGUUUGGGGUUGGACAUUGUGGCCCGGAAUGUUUACCAAACAUCCUCCGUGUUCUCAAGCCGGGCUGUUUCUUCAUUGCAACAGUCAACAAAGAAUUGUUCGACCUGACAGCUAAAGAAUGGAAAAAGCAGAUAUCAAUAUGCAACUGUGAACUGUUAGAGAACACUAAAAUGCCGUACCGAGAUUAUGCAACAGCUUUUGUGUUUGUUGUUCGUAAACUGAUUCAGAACUAA